AAGAGCAGAAUGAGGGUGGGAGGAAAGUUGGCAGUGGGUGUGAAGCAGGGCUGGUUAGUUAGUAGUAGAGGAACCAGCCAUGGCCCACCCCUGAGGUGGGGUGAAGCAAUGCCAGAGGCGGCAGGCAGGCUGUGUGGCACGGCGGCAGGGCAGGGCGGCACUUCCCAUUUCGCCUCAAGUGGCAAAAUGGGAUGCGCCUGCCCUUACAGGAACAGUAAUAUAGAAGGCCAGUGUUGCAUACGAAACAAAGCAACAGAAAAGAGAAAGAGGAAUUGAAACCCUAUGCUUAUGUACAUCAAGUGAUUAUAUAAGCAUUGUUUAUCAUUUAUGUUUAAGAAAUUAAUUGCAUGACACUACCUACUUCUCAUUUGGCUAGGCUAGAGGUGGAGUAUUCAGAUAUAUGUUAUCCGUGGUGGCAGCAGGAAUAAAGCUGUUAAUGUAGAAUGCUGCUUUACUACUUUAAAUGUGUGAGGCAAAUGUGGCCUAAGGACAGGUCAGUGUUCCAUUCUGGGUAGGGGGUCGUGGGCUGAGCAGUUCCAGCCCCAGUGGUGUGUGGGUGUGGGUGUGAAAAAGAUAAUGAGUAUACCAAAUAAUAUCCUGGAAGUCCAAUUUCAGUCUAGAAAGUAAGACUGGGCCAACUGGGAGUCAGGCUCCAGGAGUGCAAAGUCAAUAAGCAGAGAGGUCCAGUGGAACAAAGUCAGGCUGAGCUCCAAUGAGACUAUUCAGUGAGUCAGAGUGCAGAGUUCACAGAAAAUUCAGGGAAAGAAUACAUCAAAUUUAGAGAAGGCAAAAGAAGCAAAGAAGGUAACAUCCUGGACAGCUCAGAAUGUAAGUGAAGCCUAUGUUUAAAAGAACCCAGCCAGUUUCAGGAGCUAUUGACUCCAGUGGCAUUGGGGGUGAAAGGGGUGCCUACUGGAGGGCCCAAGUAAGCCCCCCCCAGUCAAUUACAUGACGCAGUGCAUGUGACUAUUUGAAUGGCAAUGCCCACCAACUGGGGGGGGGGCAGCCCUCUCAAGUAUUUUAUUGCGGGGGGAAGGGACCUUGUCUUCUAGAAUUUGGCUCCCAUGGCCGGGGCGGGGGUUCUGUACUUUUGCUGAGGGCUUUGAGUCAGUGAGACCUUAGCCACAUCCACACCUUAAAACCUAUUCAGUGCACAAUUAAAGCAAAUAGCUUUCCCCAAAGGCUUCUGGGAACUGUAGUUUACUCACCACAGAAGUACAACUCCCACCACCUUUCACAAACAACAGUUUUCAGGGUUCUUUAGCAAAAAAAGCCAUGAGCUUUAAAAGUAUGGCGUGGAUGUGGCCCCCUGAGCUGAAGAUGCACUGACAACACAGAUUCUACUAGUGCUGGAGAUUCGAAGAAGGUUUUUGAAGGCAACUCCUCUUCCCAGUCCCCUCUUGCACAUGCACAUGCCUCCAACUUCUCCUCUUGACCUUUCUCUUACACAGCCACUUGUCCAGAUGCUGGCUGCUUGCAGAGGCACACAUCUCCAACUUCUCCUCUUGACCUUUUUCUUCAUAUGGAGUGAAGAAAUCUAUCAGCAGCAACUCUCACCUCUCACCUCAAGCCUGUAGUUCAGCCUUCUCUGAGGCACUUUUUUCCUCCUCAAGCUCUCCCAUGUCUCCCCCACUGGCUGGCUUCUGAACAAUCAAAGGCUCUUUCUACUGCACUGCUGACUGCAAUUCUUUACAAGUUCUCCAGCUGCCCAUCUGCUCAUGCAGUGUUCCCUGGAAAGAGGGGUUGAUUGUUAAACCACUCUUUGGGGGGGGGGCAAGGGUCUCCUAACAAUUCUCAGCACCCUUAAAAAGUUACUGUUCCCAGGAUUCCUUGGGGAAAGAUAUAAAGUGUUCAAAGUGGUAUGCUAUCUAGGGCUUGCUGAUCAGAAGGUUGGUGGUUUGAAUCCCCACGACGGGGUGAGCUCCCGUUGCUCAGUCCCUGCACCUGCCAACCUAGCAGUUUGAAAGUAUGCAGUGCAAGUAGAUAAAUAGGUACCGCUCCGGCGAAAAGGUAAACAGCAUUUCCGUGCGCUGCUCUGGUUUGCCAGAAGCGGCUUAGUCAUGCUAGCUACAUGACCCGGAAGCUGUACACCGGCACCCUCAGCCAGAAAAGUGAGAUGAGCUCCACAACCCCAGAGUUGUCCACGACUGGACCUAACGGUCAGGGGUCCCUUUACCUUUACCUUACUGCUUUAAAUGUACAGUGCAAAUGGGGCUUAUUAUGUUUAAACUGAGAUGGAUGUCAUUAUAUUUUUAAUGUGAGCUUUUGAUGUUUUCUUUUUCUUUUGUUGUUAAACUUCUUGUAUAAAACAAAACAACUAGUUGCAUGUGUGAGAGAGAAUUCAACAAGCAGGUCCAAUUUUUCUCAUCCCAGCGUAAGCUGCCGGUGGUUUUAAAAAGCCUCCUUUUAUUAACACGGCAGUUCAGGGCCCUCUCUUCUUUGGCCUCUGAUCUUGCUGGCUUUCCAGUUCGCUCAUUUUCCCACCCCCUUCCAGUAGCCACACUUUCUGACUCACACAAUCUGUUCUAGUCCGCCCCCCUCCCCUUGAGGGCUGGGCUUUCUUCUCAGACUCUGUAUCAGAUAAAGUUACACUUCUGUACUUUAUAUAUUCAGCUGUUUAGUUGCCAGUUACCUUCAAAGCAGCUCCAUCGCCUGCUGGGCUCCCUGCUUUUCUACUCUUUUCUCCACUGGUCAUUUCAUCCCAGUCUAAAUAAUACUAGGCAUGGAUCUCCCAGCACUUCUUUUUUACCUGGGCACAGGUAAGUGAUAACAGCAAGGGAGUCUGAGGGUGUGAACUCGGGUGGGUGGGUGCUCAUCCAAAUCUUUUAAAAAGCAACCUGCUCGGUCCAAAUUGAGAUCAGAAAAAAACAAAGUGUAUCUAUUUCUUGUGAAACCUACUUGCAAAACAAUAACCCUGUAUGGUAGUCAAAGUUAUUGUCUCUUUGCAUUCUACGGAAGCAGCAUUAAAAAAAAGAAGCAGCUUCCUGCUACUUCUUUUCACCUGCUUGAAACGGCUUCAUUGUUUGAAAUAAAUUUGCUCUAGCCUCACUUGCUCCACAAACACACAAUUCACGCAAUGACCGUGCUGCGGAGUAGGGGCAACUCUGACCUUAACUCUGUCCUUUGUGUGUUCUCUCCAUCCAAGAGAGAAGCUAUGUACAAUCAAAUGAAUAGAAUGUGAGAAAAACUGGGCAAUUUUGAUGAGAACUGGAAAGUUUUUUUAAACAAAAAACAAAAAUUGGCCCUGUUUGUAGCAACCUUUUGAGAUUCCUGUAGGAAUGUAAAUUUGAAUUACUGUAAAUAAUUUCCUUCAGCAUGCAUUCCCCAGACCAAUUGCUUUCAGCUCCAUGAGGACUUGCCUUUGCCUUUAGUAUUUCAUUACAUGCGCCAGGGAUAACCAAUGUGGUGCCCUCCAUAUGUUGUUGGGCUCCAACUCCCAUCAGUCCCAGGUAGCAUCAUCCCAUGGAUGAUGGGAGUUGUUGUCCAGCAAAAUCUGGAGGGCCAACCAUGCUGUUAACUGCCCUGCCUUAACACAUUGUCUUCAGACUAGAUUGAAGUCUGGAUCUGAGCCUUGACUCAAUUCCAAUGCUGAGCAACAAUAGUAAUUGUUCUGGGUUAAUUAACCUGGAGGGGUUGCUUCAGUUGCCUCAGACUUUUCCAUAAGGACUUUAUUAUUUGUCUCAUGACUGUUGCACCACAGCAUACUAUAACCAACUAUUGGUAUUCCUUGGAUACAGAUUUGAGGCUUGGCUGGAAAAACUUUGGGACUUGAUUUUCAUGGGCAAAUUGACAAAUGUUCGUUUGUUACAGAUGCCUUUUAUCCAACUUGAUUUAUCUUUAUUUCUUACGUAUUUCAAAAUAAGCAUGAAAGAGGCCUACAGCAUCUCAUGGAGAUCUAUAGAAAUAAAGCUUCAACUAGUAUGUGUAAUGAUGAACUAUCUAAACACCUUACAGUAGUAACUUUGAUGUACUCUCUUGUGGGGUAUGGGUCCCCACUUUUCUUGUUGUAUCUGGAAAAGACAAAUUUUUUUUUAAAAAAAAUCAACCUGGAAUGGUGUGUGUGUGUGUGUGUGUGUGUGUGUGUGUGUGUGUGUAAGUGGUGUACUGAGAAUCCCUUUAACUCUUGCAGUGCUGGUGUCGUGGUGUUGUGGAUUUAGCGUGGAUGUGGCUACACCAACCAUCUUUCAGAUAAGAACUCAGAGCUUUGGGAGCAGCGUGGCACAGACCAGGAAUGAGUAAGAGGAAGCUGAUUUGGUGAUUUGGUGUCAGGGAAAACAGGGGAGGAGGGCUUGGAAGGAAGAUGAAAAAAUGGCAAAUGGCACUGGGGAACAAAAACAGCAAGGCCCUUAAUUGGCAACACUUUUUGUAUGCAUUGUGAUAUUUUCAGUGGCCUGACCUGACCCCUAACUUCCUAGGCUUUCCUACCUUACUUGCAUCCUAUAUUUCUUCAGCUCCACCACCCACAGUUGCUUCACGUUUUUCCUUUUUUCCUGAAUGACUGUUAAGAUUCUUUCGUGCUAUUCUGUCUAUAGGGAUGGAUGAAUCUGUUCAUUUCAAUUUCUGUUUCUCAAUUCUCCAAUCUUAAAUUCUGUAGCAGUCUACAUAUCUAUCUAUCUCUAUCUAUCUAUCUAUCUAUCUAUCUAUCUAUCUAUCUAUCUAUCUAUCUAUCUAUCUAUCUAUCAUCUAUCUAUAUCUAUCUAUCUAUCUAUCUAUCUAUCUAUCUAUCUAUCUAUCUAUCUUCAACACUAUGGUGCAAAGUUCUAAUAAUCACAUUUUCCCAUGCAGCUUUGACUAAUACUAGGAAACAUGUAGUGCAUUUGAACUGCAUUUUCAUGAAUGUGUGGCUUUUUAUGCACACUUCCCCCUUUUAUAUGCAUUAUUGUGCAUGUUGGGAUAGAUUCAACUAUAUAGUUGCACUGGUGGGAGUCAGUGCAACAAGUCCUGAUAGUGUGAUGGUUCUUUCCCCUCUCUUCCUCCAUACCCCCCCCCCACAUUGGCUCAGAGAUGGGGUUGGAAAACCCCCAGAACAGUGUGUGGAGUGAGGAGCGGGAAGAGAGUUCCAUCAGGCAAGCAAAAAUGCUCACACUGAUGGAGUUAUUUCCUUAGUGCUACUUUGAAUUCUACCCAUUACUUAAAUGGAGGACUGCAUUGUGAAAUUUUGAGACAUGUGAAUUGUGAAGGAUAGCUGUAUUUCAGUCCAUGUAUUGGUUCAAGAAAUGUGAAUUAGGUCAUUUCUUAUUAAAAUGCAAAUUGAAUGUAAUUUCGCUCACACCCCUACCUGUAUGCAUGGAAUCCCCCCCCCACCCAUACUUCCCUCUCCCUCCCAAGCCCACCUUGUCUGAGCAGCUUUUGGCCUGAUGCCUUAGUGCUGUUUCUCAGCUGAAGCAAAGUAACUGGUUUGGCUCAAGUUCAUUCUUUGUUUUCUUGGCUGGCCACUCCCUUCUCUCCCUUCUCUCUUUGUUGUCUCGUGAGCUCCUUUUGGCAGAGCACUGUCUUUUCUUUCUUUGCUUAGGGCAGGACUGGGGAGCCCGUGGCCUUCCAGAUGCUGCUGAACUACAACUCUCAACAAGCUCCAGCAAACAUGACCAAUGGUCAGUGGUGAUGGGAGUUGCGGAAACAUCUGAAGGGCCAAAGGUUCCCCACACCUGGCUCAGGUUACAUCAUAAAGUGUCACUGUAUAGAUACUAAUCACCUGCCUAUUGCCCCCCUCACCUCAGGGUGCUUGUCGGUGCCCCACUUCAGCAUGGACGAGUGAACGAAAUUGGUAAACUUUACCGGUGCACCUACAGUUCAAGUGCCUGUACGGAGAUUAGCAUCCAACGUAGGUAACUUCUAAGUUUCAAAUGAAGCUGGUCCUAUCUGGGAAAAGCCAAAUGGUGGCUCAGGUUCUCUCAGAGAGAGGGGAGAGGGAGGUAUGGGGUCAGGGUAGCCUGGGCUUGUGGUCGCUGUUGCAGGAGUGAGUAAGGUUUUUUUUUUACAGAAUUUGGGACUGGAUUGUGUGAGAGAGGUAGGAUGUCUGAGUUUCAGUUCAAGAGAAGUGAGAUCUUGUGGGAAGCGACAAAGAGGAGGAAGUGAGACUAGUUUCUAAAUUGUAAGGCUAUAGUAGCCUGAGGUCAGAGCGAGACUCUCAGACAUUUUCCUACGGAUCUGAGAUUGCUAUAAAGCUGCCUUUGCCAACCUGAUGACCACCAGAUGCUGUUGGACUCCAGUGCCCAUCAGUCCCAAUCAGAAUGGUCAGUGGCCAGGGAUGACAGGACUUGCUGCCCAACAGCAUCUGGAAGGUACCAGGUUGUCUCCCCCUGUUUAUCUCUGUUUCCAUUUCCCCAUGCCCUCUGUUGUUUCCUUGCACCUGUUUUUAGACUGUAAGCCGCUUAGGGCAAAGACCUAUCAAUCUACCUCAGUACUGUCUGGUAGCUGCUGUACAGGGUUUCAGAGAAGGUUCUUUGCUAGCCCUACCUGGAGAUGCUGGGGAUUGAACCUGGUACCUUCUGAGUUCAAAGCAAAUGCUCUGCCACUGAGUUAAUAUAGUUGUUCUUCUCCCUUCUUAACGAUUAAUAAUCUCAGCAUGAUUACUAUUAUUUCUUUCAGGGCCUAUAGAUGCUGUCAAUAUGUCCCUUGGUCUGUCCUUGGUUGCCAGGGAUUCUCAAAUCUUGGUAAAUUCUUCUCUCUCUCUCUUUUUUGGCACUCUGGUGGGAAAUCAGCAUUGUUGGAGGGAAAGAAUUGAGUUUGAAUGGGCCCAGAUUAAAAUCCUCUCCUAGUCAAAUAGCAUACUCAGCAAAUUUGAACAUAUCAUGAAAACUCUCUCUUUGUUCACUUGGAAGGUGUGCGGCCCCACAGUACACAGGGCCUGUGGAACAAACAUGUAUCUGAACGGCUACUGUUUCCUUCUGGAUCAAAAGCUCCAAAAGUUCCAGCAAUUUCCAGAGAUCUUACCAGGUGAGACCUUGGGAUGAGUGAAUCUGUCAAUUGCUCUUGGACUCUCAAUUUGCAAAUUUCAAGUUGAGUUCUCCUUAUUUCCAUAGUGCACACGUGUGUGUGUGUGUGUGUGUGUGUGUGUGUGUUUGCGUGUUUCAAAGUCCUUAUGAAAAAAAGUCAGCAUUUUAGCGUAGAUUUCUCCUAAUAUACAGUGGUACCUCGGGUUAAGUACUUAAUUUAUUCCGGAGGUCCGUACUUAAUCUGAAACUGUUCUUAACCUGAAGCACCACUUUAGCUAAUGGGGCCUCCUGCUGCCGCCGCACCGCCAGAGCCCAAUUUCUGUUCUUAUCCUGAAGCAAAGUUCUUAACCUGAAGCACUAUUUCUAGGUUAGCGGAGUGUGUAACCUGAAGCGUGUGUAACCUGAAGCGUAUGUAACCAGAAGCGUAUGUACCCCGAAGUACCACUGUACACAUUUUUGCAAGCAAUUUUACCUAUUUAAUGCAUUUUACAUGUUAUUUUCAUUCAUAUAUGUAUUUUUAUGCACACUUUCCCGUAAUAUACACAUUUAUGUACACAUUGCUUGGUUGGAGAACUGCACUGCAAAAUUUGGAGAAGUGCAAGUUUAGAAGGAUUGCAUGUUUUGGUUUGCAAUUGUUUCAGGAAGUGAAAAUUAAGUUGGUUUGCUUAAUAGUCCAUAGGAUUGAAGUUGUGCUGAUCCUAAUGAAUUGGGUAUUAAGCUAUUUAUUGUUGAACUUUGGUGUGCGCAUGUGUGUGUGUAAGAAUGGAUCAACUCAGCUGCCUGCAUUUUUGGACUCUCCUUUGGGGAGUUCAUAAACUCUCUUUGGUGGUGUGGCUGCGGGGGGCUGUCAUGAUGAGCUUUCAGAAUUUACCACCACACCACUGGAUAUAAGGUAGAUUGAAAUGUUCCUUUAUGUAUCCCCCAGAAUGCACUACCCACCCAACAGAUAUUGUGUUCUUGAUUGAUGGCUCAGGCAGCGUCAGUAACCAGGACUUCGAAAGAAUGAAGUGGUUUGUCUCUGAGGUCAUCAAGAGGUUGUCUGGCAGGAACACGCGGGUAAUGGACACGAGGGGGGUGCUGGAGGGCACCAUCAUGCAAUCUUAUUGUGUUUUGGGAGGUCAGUCCUUUCCUGGGGGGAGGAAGACCAGCACUGGCCCCAUGUAGGCACCUUCUGUUAGCUGUGGGUAUUGGCAACACUUCAGUUCCUUAUAUAAAACCUACAUUCCUGGCUCCACCAACUAGUAGGAGGGCUUUUGCAAGUGUACUAAAUGCAUUAUUUUAAGCAUGAGAGUUUUUUUGUGAGUGCAAAGCCCUCACCCACAGAUAAGGCUGCCUGCUGCAUCUUUGAAUGAAUCUUCAUUUCAGUCUUGCCUCCUUCCAAAGGUUUUUCCGUUGCACCAUUGACAUCCACCAGUCAGUCCCAGUGCAGAGGCACCGCAAAUCUCUCUCCUUGGAGAAGGCUGUCUCUUGCAUAUCUGCAUGAGUUGCUAGUUUGAGUUGGUGGUUUUUAGGUGGGUUGAGGAGUUGUAGCCAGAAUAGUGACAUGUAGAAACAUAUUGGCAGUGGGCUCUUUUGAGAGCAGACAGUUUGUUUCCUUACUCUAAAUGUAAUCCUUUGGGGUGUUAGAGUGAAACUGUGUCUCCAAUUUUAUACAGAAAACAAACUAGGUUUGGGACGUGCCUGCUGUGUGCAGACACAUAACUUAAAAAGUGGUUUAGAGAAUUCAGAAUGUGCUUUGAACUCUGGGUGAGAUCCAGUUAGUCAUGCUCAGAGUAGACUCGUUAAAAUCAAAGGAUCUAAGUAGCAUGCAUGGCGUUGCAUUGCAUUCUCUUUUUAAUGUUCAUGUGGCUGUCAUAUGUUAUCAGUGAACUGAAAGCUGAUACAUGCUAGAGCUGCAUGCCAGAUGAUCUGUCACUGCCACAUCUUUACCCCCACAAUUCUCAUGUUUGGGUUUCUUCCAUCUUGAUAGAUUGAAUGGGGCCAGCAUACAGAAUUACUGGCUUCCUGAUGUGACAUUGAAAUGUGUCUGCAGUGGCAAAACAUCCCAGAGUUUCCUUGGCAAAGUUCAUGUACAUUCAAGUUAGGGUUCUUCCAGAUAGGGACAUAAUAUUGCAAACAGAUUGUUAAUAUAUUGCAGAUGGAUUGAUAGCAACAAGUUUGUUUUUAAUUUAAUUUAUUUUCUAUGGAAAGAGUAAAUCCUGAUUAAAUGGCGGUGGGGAUAUGGACUUCAUGUUGCACAGAUAUUAUGAAAAACUUGCAUGCAUGAAGAACACCCUCUGUGAUACAGCAGAAGCCACAGGUGGGAUUUUUCCUAAGCCUAUUUUUCCUAUUGGACAAAACUGCAAGGAGCCUUUAAAGCCAUAGUGAGAAAAUCCAUGAUUGCAACUUUCAUCAUCCCAUGCUAGCUAGGACUGAUGGCCAUGUGAGUCCAACAAUACCUACUUUAAAAUUAAACUCCCUCCCUGCAAACAGAAAGCCAGCAUAGCAUUCAAAGGGCUAGGUUAGAAUCUUUCUUCCAGCUGUGCUCAUAUUUUGUUUACUGGGUGCUCUGUGUUUGUGUUCACAAUCAAAAGUGGAAUCCCCAAAUUUGUAGCCUGAAAGUGGUACAAUCCAUUUUGCUACCUCAUUCCACUUCCAAGUAUAGAACCAGCUCAACAUUACCUGUUUCUCUGUGCAAUGCAGCGGCGGAGGAAGCCGUUCGGGCGCCUGGGGCGGCACGCCCAGGGGCAGGGUGAGCCGCCCAUAGGGGCGGGGCGCACCGUGGGGCCUCCAGAGUCUGCCUGCCUCCUCCUACUCAGCUGCCCACAGCUGGGGGGGGGGGAAGGCAGUGGGCAGACUGUUUGGACAGUGCAGAGCCUGCAUGCGCCCAAGCCACCACGUCUCUCCCAAGAGAGAUGCAUGGCUCGGGCGCACUGCAGGCCCCGCAGUGAGUGCCACCCAGCAUUUUGUCACUCCCCUCAAUGGUGGCACCUAGGGCAGCCUGCACCCAUCUCACCCCCCUUCCUCCACCCCUGGUGCAAUGCCACCACAGAGAAUCACUUUUUGGGUAGGCUACAAUGUCUGUUAGCAGGACACUCUGUUAACCAGCCCUCUGUCACUUGUGAAUGCAAGAGGGAAAGGGGUGUUUUUGCUGUUGAUGAAAGUAACUGGUUUCCCGCCCAGCUGUGAACCCUUAGAUUCAGUGGCAAACAGCGGGUUUUCUGGUGGGAAACUGCUGGGACAAAAAAGAAAAAGAAAAAAAAGAAACCGCUCAUACCUAUGUCUACAAAUCACAGACCUGUGCCUAGAACCUGUGGCACAAAUGGAAGUGUGGAUGAGACCUUAACCUAUCACACUCUGAGGGGCUUGGCCUGCUACUUCAGCCAGCUCCCAGGUUUCACUCACUAAGGGUCUCUUACAGUGCAAUCUACUAUGUUCUAAUCAGAAGUAAUUGUCUUGUUGAGUUCAGUGGGGCUUCUUCCCAGGUAAGAGGGUAUAGGAUUGCUUCUUGGACCUCUGGAGACCAGGUAGCCCUAUUCAUUAACUCCCUUUUUUGUCUUUCUCUUGUUAGUUUGCCCUGGCACAGUAUUCCACUGGCUUCACAGAACACUUUGAUUUCAAUGCUCCAGAUCCUUCUAAUAAUGUCUUGGGUAUCACACAAAAUCGCGGCAUGACCUAUACAGCCACUGCCAUCAGAAAAGUUGUGUAUGUUCAAGAACCUUAUUUCUCUGCAGAAACAGCUUGCUCCAUCUCUUCCCCUUUUAGGCACAAACUAGGCAUGAGUAAUGGUUCAGUUCUGUUAUCAGAAUGAAUUGCUAGGUUAGGGACCUGUGAAGAGUUUUUAAGAUGUUCCAACAUCAUUGUGGUCCAAUAUCAAACAAAAAAAAUAAAUAAAUUCAAAAGGUGUCCCAACAGCUCAUUAAUAUUACAGGCUGGGAGAAGAACUAGAAGCUUGCUGUUUAGGGCUCAUCCUCUUCACUCUCAGCUUCAUCACUGUCUCCCACUCCCUCUCUAUCUCUUUCCAAACUUUAGCUCUCAGCUCAGUUCAGUUAGCUUAGAUCCACAGAAAAAUUCUGCUCCCUAGACACAGCAAGCAAAACAAAUUCAUGCUCAAUCAAUGCAAGCAACAGUGACUAUGCCUGGCUUCCAUGGUGAGAGACAGUAUGCUUCUGAAUGCCAGUUGCUGGGAAUCACAAGUGGAGAGUGUACUGUUGCAUUCAGGCCCUGCAUGCAGGCUUCCCAUAGGCAUCUGGGUGGCCACUGUGAGAACAGGAUGCUGGACUAGAUGGGCCACUGGCCUGAUCCAGCAGGCUGUUCUUAUGUUCUUAAGAUUGUGCAGUUGGUUGCUAAGUCCUAGUAAACCGGCUGUACAUCUCCCAUUAUCAAUCAGCUUUUACCUGAUCAUCCCUGGGAUAGUGGCUCAGGCCCCCAACCAAUAUUGGGAGGGACUCUUUUGUGGUCCCUCUAGCAGCCACAAUCCCUUCUGGGCAGUCUUUCAGGGGCCACACGCUAGUGAUGGACAGGGCCAGAGGCGUGGACGUUGGAAGGUUUCUCAGAAAACAAUUUGGCCCUCAGUCUGCAAAAGGUUUCACACUUCUGAUGUAAUGAACGUGUGCUGAGCUCUCAUAGGAUCUUCUUCACACUAUGUCGCUGCCCGUGUCUAAACUCUGCCUUUUUAGAGAGGAUAAGAAUAGCACUAAAGGCAUUUACACUUGUGGAAAUUCUGCUAUUUUUCCCUUCUGGGAAAGCUACUUUUAGGAAAAGUCAGACUUUCUGUUGUCUACAGAAAACUGGAAGAACUGCGGGGAAAAUACUAGAUGGCAAUGACUGGAUUAGGCAAUGUGUGGAUGCACCACAAAAAGUGAGUGGAUGAAGAAUGGCAAUUCCACACUAUAUGUCUGCUGGGGAAGCACUUUAAGUUAAUGCCUGAUCAGUGUGCACAUGGGAGAGAAAACUGAGGAAACAUUUGAACAUCAUCAAUUAGGCUUUCACAUUUGUAUUAGGAAGCAAUUUUUGAUACAGUAAGACCCCCCCCUUUAAGUUCAAUGCAUGAAGCCUGUUUUUAAAGAGGUUGCCCUCAGAGAUGGGCACUCUGUGGUCCUCCAUAUGUUGCUGGACAUUAGCCCCAGCCAACAUGGCCAAUGGUGAUGAAUGAGGAGAGCUAUAGGCUAGCAACAUCUGGAGGGAAACAGGUUCUCCUCCCCAGCGUUACAUCUUUACUCUAUCCCCUCUUGUUUUCUCCUCUAGGCUGCUUUAGGGAAAUGCAAACAAUGAAGUCCUUAUCCAGUUUUCUUCUCUUUCCAAGGAGGGAGAUUUUUAUCCCAAGGAAAGGCUCCAGAAAUGGAUCUACCAAGAUUCUUGUUGUGAUAACAGAUGGUCAAAAGAAUGAUCAACUGCAGUAUUGGAAUGUGGUGCCAGAGGCUGAACGAGCAGGAAUUAUCCGUUAUGCUAUUGGGGUGAGGAUUCUGCAAGGAGUCUUCUAGGUUUACUAAACAGUACUGUAUGUGAAUUUCCACAAAAUCAGUUAUUUAAUUGCUUUUAUUUGGAUGUUUAUAGCCUUUCUUGUUGGCAGUGCUAAUUUCACAUUUCCCGAGCAUUUAGCUUUAUAGUUGUGGCUGUGCCCCUGCUCACAUUGCUUACCAACCCCACCUACCCCCCUGUUGAAGUAGGAGUAGUGAAAUUGCAGCUAAGAAGCUCAAAUCAUAUUAAUGACUGACUGGUACCCUUCUUUGGAAAUUAAGCCAAUGUCCAGACUUUCACUGAAAAUUUUGGGGGAGCUCUGGUCCCCUGCUCCUCCCUACUUGGCACCACCCACUUGUUCAGACUUCUAGGACUUCCUCGUGAAAUUGGUCUAAGGGCAGAUCCACACCAUAUGUUUACAGCACAUUCAACGUCUAUUUAAUGCUCAUGACCUCUGCCAAAGAAUCCUGGGAAUUAUGGUUAUCUUCUCCCAGAGCUACAGCUUCCAGCACCCAUAACAAGCUACAUUUACCAGAAUUCAUUGGUGGAAGCAAUGGUGUUUGAAUGUACUUUAAAUGUAUGUUGUAGAUCUACCCAAAGUCUGAAGUACAGAUAUACCCUUAGAACAUAAAAUUCAUAGAGAUGUAGGGUGCUAGUUCAGUUACCUGCCCUCCUGCCAAGUGGAUUGCUCACCUGCAUAGGGACCAAAUGCUCACAUCUUUUCUCUCUUCCGUCUGAUGAAGGUUGGCAAUGCUUUCUCAACUCAACGUGCCAGAGAAGAGCUGAAUGCCAUCGCUUCUGAACCUGACAAUGAGCAUGUAUUUGCAGUACACAAUUUUGAUGCCCUGAAAGGCAUCCAGGAUCAGCUACAGGAUAAGAUCUUUGCCAUAGAAGGUAAUAACAGGAACCUUAGCACUCAGAGGAGGCACUGAAGUCCCUUUCGCCAGUCCUUGUCUGGAACUGUGUAUCACUGAGAAUGGUUUAUUCCAUGAUCAUAUGACAUUUCUAACUUGCAAAGGGGUUUGUGGUCUUUACUUUGUUUGGCCUUGCAAUCACUCUAUACGGCGAGUCAGUAUUAUUCCCAUUUUACAGAUGAAGACCUGUGACUGAGAUAAAUGAGCUAUUUGCUGUAAAGGUGUAACUUGAACAUAGAUCUCCUAGGGUUAAAAGCCUGCACCUGGAAUACUACCUCUCAAUAUGUCAUACAAAAGGAAAGUCCUCUAAGCUUCAGAUGGGAAACCUGGGUUCUCCAGAUGUUGUUGGACGCUUGGCCUUGCUGGCUGGGCUUAUGGGAGUUAAGAACAUAAGAAGAGCCCUGCUGGAUCAUACCAUAGUCCCAUAUUCUGUUCUCAUAGUGCCUAACCAUUUGCCUAGAGCAGCGGUUCUCAACCUGUGGGUCCCCAGAUGUUGUUGGACUACAACUCCCAUCAUCCCUGAGCUCUGGCCUUGCUAGCUAGGGGUGAUGGGAGUUGUAGUUCAACAACAUCUGGGGACCCAUAGGUUGAGAAAGGCUGGCCUAGAGGAAGCCCACAAGCAGGACCUGGAAUACAACAGCAUAUAUGGAGGUCCACGUGUUCCUCAUGCUUGCUAUAGCGCCAUCUGGUGUGUCUGCUGCUAAAACAGGGAACAGCUUCGGCCUCUAACUGUGUGGGAUGCUAUAUAUUGUUAUAGGAUUGGGGGAUUAGUCUAAAAGUCAUCCCUCCAAGACUGGUGUUUGUAUAUAUUUUAAUGUAGGAAAAGUGACUUCCAACAAGGUCAAGCCAGUCUCUUUAUUAACUUAAUGAUUCUAGCCAAGUUUCUUAGGUAUCACUUUGCUUAACUAAGGAAUCCAAGAGACUGGUUGAUACAGAAACUACUAGCUGGAGAUGCUUUCAGAAAGUGGGCUGAAGAGGGCAGUUCCCCUCACCCUGGCUGGAGGUGGUGCUGUCAUUAGGUGUAGGAAAACAAUAAACCUGGGGGGCAAUCUCAUAUUCAAGUGGCUGAGAAAGAGCCACAGAGGCUUGAAUUCUCUUUGUGUUGAAUCCAAAGCCAUGGCUUUGCCCCGCCCUGCCCAAAAAUCUAAUAGGGGAGCAAGAUCCACUGGAGUGUUAAUGCCAUUAGCUCAUUUACCUUAUACUUAGCCUGUAGUGUAAAUAAAACCAUGUCACCAAGACAUCACCACUUCCACAGUGAAGACUGUGGUUUCUUUAUGAUAUGUGGUUUAUUUACACAUAUAUGCAACCUGAGCCUACACUAGAGGGGCUUAAAGCAUUACUCUUGACAGGCACAGAUUUACAGAAGAUCCCUGCAUUGCAGGGGGUUGGACUAGAUGACCCUCGUGGUCCCUUCCAACUUUACAAUUCUAUGAUUCCAGUGAGUUUCAUUCUAGGGAAACCAAACCUGAGUUGUGCAUUGGCACCCCUGAAACCUCUCACAGUUUGCAGAUUGUGGACUGUACUAUACAGCUACAAAUAAAAUGUUUUAAAUGUGUUGUAAAGUUCAAUAUACAAAUGUGACACUAGAUGGUGAUAGUGAGCUAUGCCAAAUUCAAUGUAUUUUUCAAAAAAAAAUAUUAAGCAUUUUCACAGCGGUUUUUUUAUAUCUGUGUAGAUUCCACCUGGGUGGAAUUUGGCAAUACAAAUACAGGGGUUUCUUAUAACCUCUCCUAUGUGCUCUUCCCAUUUGUCUGUGUCCUGUUCCCACCCUUCCUUGCAGGUACCCAAUUCCAGAGCAGCAGUUCCUUCCAGAUGGAAAUGUCCCAGGAAGGAUUCAGUGCCUUACUGACUCGGGUGAGUCUGGCCCCUAGAGUAGGGUGUGUGGAAUCUUUGUUCUUCCAGAUCUUGCUGAACUACAGAUUCCAUCUGCCCCAGUCAGCAUGGCCAAUGGCCAGGGAUAGUGGCAGUUGUAUUUCAGCAACCUCAGGAAGAAGAAAGUUGCCUGCAGGAAGAAUCCAGGAGAGUCCUAAAUGCCUGCAAGCAGAAUGAUUUUUGUUAAUGAAGAAUAUAUUCAUAGAUUAACUGCAUGAUCCCAUUUCUAUUACUGUAUUCUGUUGUUCCAUCAGCAUGGACCUAUUUUCCUCAGUGAAAGGAAAUACAAAGUUGGAGAUGGUAUGCUUCUGGAUACCAGUUGCUGGUAUUCAGAGAGUGCUCUGGUGCUCAGAUCUUGCUUACAUGCUUUCCAUAGGCAUGUGGCUGGCUACUGUGAGAACAGAAUGCUGGAUUAGAUGGGCCAGCAGCGCUCAUCUUAUAGCCUGAUGUUCUUGUCUUAAAGAAUAAUGGAGGGAGGACAUGGCCGCAAGAGAUAUUUCUAUACUCUUACUUGCAACCUUGAGAGUCAGAAACUUGCUUAUAAAAUUGAAAGUGAAUAUUCACAGGAUGCUGAAUUCAAUCCCAGUUAGCAACAAGCUCUUAAAAAUGAUUGAAAUUUGCAUUACUGCUUUAGGAUCACACAACCAUGCUGGUUCUGGAUGGAUGAUCCUGUGAGCCAAAGGGAGAAAAGAUGGCUGGCUCAGCAGUGGUAGUGCUACUUACUGUAAUGCUCAAUUGCAGUUAUAGGGAUUUUUUUUUUAAUCUUUCAGUUUUUCAUCUUUCCCUAAUCCUCCUUUUUACUUUUCCCCUCCUGUUGACGUUGAUUUGUGGACAACUCUUCCUGCCGUGUUGCCUGCUGUGAUUUAGGAUGGUCCUGUCUUGGGAGCAGUAGGAGCAUUUGACUGGUCUGGAGGCCUAUUUCUGUAUCAGAACAGUAACAGAGACUCAAGCUUUCUUAAUGCCUCCAGCACCACUGAGGAGAUGAAGAAUGCUUAUCUUGGUAAGUAUUAAAACAAAACUCUCCAGCUAGUGGUGGUUGGUGCCCAUGGGGGGGGACUGUUGGGGCAGAAGGCAGGGAGAGCAGCAGUAGGUGGGGCCAGACCCAAUGACAGGCAGAGUCACCCCCUGACUGGUUGGAAAUAAGAAAGCAGGCAGAUUGGGGGCUGGCUGAGGUUAGACUGAGGUUGGUGGGGCAGUGCCCCAUUCACCCUAAUGGACCAGUUUCUGCUGCCUUCCCCCCACCCCAAGUUUACCAUGUUUUACUGUGGUACAUUUCCACCCCAGAGGCAGCUGCAUCUUGGCAGAUGCUACCCUUUCUCCAUUCAGGAGCACAGAUAGAAAUUACCAUCUAGAUACUCUUAGCACCACACAUUUCCCCCCUGUCUCCACUCUUCAGAUUCCUGCAUCAAAUAAUUCAUUAUAAGAAUUCUAUGUAAACGACUGCACUGCUGUAUGCUAUACUGAGAGACAGUGUGGUAUAGUGGUUAAAGCAUCAUGCUAGGGCUGGGAAAAUUGCGGCUGAGAUCCCAGUUAGCCAUGAAGUGAUCUUGGGCCCCUUGCUAUCUAGGUGGGGAAAAGUUGUUUUGAUCUGCUACUGGGUAGCUGAGAGGGAGAGACCCUUGCAAAGCAGCCAGAGAUGUUCCAGGAGAUCCCAAUCAACCUUUUGCACACCCCUGCUCUAGGCUAUUCUUCCCAAGCUGUCCUGCUUAAUGGGAGAAGUGGUCUUGUAGUGGGAGCCCCCCGCUAUGACUACGUGGGCAAAGUGGUUCUCUUUGAGAAAGCGGCCAGGAGUGGGAAGUGGCAACUAACAGCUGAGGCUGUUGGAGAACAGGUAUGAACUGAGCUGGGCUAGGCUAGGGCAAAGGAGACUGGUGGUGGAAUGGAGAGACUGUUGAGAAAGCUUCUGAACCUGGAAUGGAGGUGAGGAAGCUAUGGCGUCAACAAUGAGAUAUGAUGAAAAUGGCUCCAAGAUAGAAGCCAGAAGUGGAGAACUUUUUUUUGUUGCUGUUAAGGGCUGGAUUACUCAGCUGAGGGCCAUGUGCUGGCUGUGUAGUCAUAAGCGGCAGACAGGUCUGGGAAUGGAAAGUAGAAGCGAAACUCAAGGGGACAUUUGUCUGAUGCCACAGGUUGGUUCCUAUUUUGGAGCGGCGCUGUGCUCUGUGGACCUUGAUCAAGACACUGAUACGGACUUGGUGCUGGUUGGAGCCCCCAUGUACUAUGAUGCUAUUACAGGUGGAAGGGUUUAUGUCUGUCAUUUUAAGGUAAGGGAGAAGAUGGGGAGACUACAUUAGAUUGAGACCUUGAGGUGGGGUUGCUUGCUUGGAAAUAUUUCAAGUGUCUUAUUUGACUACUCUGUAUAGCAAGGAAGACUUCACUGCACCAUGACUUUGAAAGGAGAAGCAGGGCACGUUUUCAGUCGCUUUGGUGCCAGCAUGGCAGAAACAGGUGACAUCACCGGGGAUAGAUGGAUGGAUGUGGCGAUUGGGGCACCCAUGGAGAAUGAGAAUGUAGGAGCCUUAUAUAUAUUUGGGGGGAAACGAACAUCUAUCAACCCCAAGUACCUCCAGGUGAGCUCAAUACCAGUUCCAGCCUACAAAGGACCUACCUUGCUUGUGCUGCCUCCCAAGAGGCCCUUGCUCAAUGCAACUGCCUCCUUUUUCCUAUUCUUUGUGCACUUAGAGGUACAUCUAGAGUUGCUAUACUGGUCCUUUUCUCUGAAAUUUCUCUGAAAUUGUUUUUAUAGAGAUUCCAGUCAGUGUUGUUUAUUUGAUGCAAUCCAGUGUUUAACACUGGGUGGAUUGGUUGGGGGGGAAUAAAAUACUUUUGCAGCAUGAACCUUUCCAGUGUUGGCAAAGUGCUAUGGAGGCUUUUCAUGGCUCCUCUGAUUUUAAUUUUUUCUUCUUGGAGGGUCUGUUUAUUUUAUUUCUUCAUGCUGAUUGCAGUUAAAGGAUAACCUCUUAAAUUUGCCACUUGAAUGGCUUCUCUUAGGGUGCUUCCAGAUGGUAACUGUUUUGCAGGUCAGGUUCAAUCACAUAUUGACAAAUUCAGGUUGUGUGAUUAAAGUGGAUUUGACAUUAUUACAAAGCAAGCCCACUUCUUGUGAUGUCAUGUAACCUACUCUCAAACAAAUUAGGAUAAAUUUUCAAUGAACAUGUAAUCUGAAAGCAACUUGGGUUGGCCCUAGGUCAGUUUCUGUUCCCAUGGGAGGUAGGCUUUGAUUUAUCUAUGGGUUAGAUCUAGGCUUAUUCAUACUUAGAACUGACCCAAUGAAGUUUAAUUAAUUUCAGUAGGUCUACUUUUAGAAUGACUGCAUCUGGAGCAAGCCUAUUAUCUUUCUUUCUUUCUUUCUUCUUUCUUUCUUUCUUUUUCUAUCAUUGCAUUAAUUAAUUUAUUUAACUGCUUUUUAUAUUUGAGUUUUUAUGUCUUUCUAAUUAUGUAAUUGCAUUUUAUUAUAAAUUCUUACUGUGAAGCAUCCUGGGUAUGGAGGGUAAUAUGCAAAUAUUUUCAAUAAAUAAUUUUAUUGUGAAAAAUAACAUGAAAGAAACUAGUAAUUCUACAUCCCUUUCAGGAAUUGAAAAAGACAUAGGGGCUAUUCAGAGGCUAUUCAUUACUAGCCCUCCACCUUCUUUCAUUAGAAAUAAAUUAACUGGACUGAACUGGAAAAAAUGUUUUGAUUAAUGUGACUUGGAAUUUAAGAGAAUGAGAACUACUCCAGAGUAAACACUGUAGAAGAUUAUUGAGCAGGGGGAAAGGCACUGCUGAAUAAUAUAGUACUGUGUGGAGGACCUCUUGAAUUCCACUUUCAGCUAAGUGUGGAGAAACAAUGCCUCAGUAUCACUCAAGGGCUCUAAUGUGAAAGCAACCUAAGAGAGAAAUUCUCAAGACGAUUUGUACUCACUUGAAAUGUUUGUGUCUGUUUUUACACCAUUCCAUACUAGAACACGGCUAGGUUUGAUUUUCUUUAAAAAGAAAAGCAUAGUAUAAUAUUUUGAUGGACUGUCUUUCAGUUGGGAAUAUGUACAGAUCUUUUGAUGCCUCAUUUGUUGUUAACCUUGUUUUGUGAGGGUCACAGAGUCUCUCUGUCUGGCCUUGAGGCCACCCUCCUUCCAUUUUGCAUCCUUCAUUCUUUAUUUGCAGCGCAUUGAAGGGCUGAAGUUUUCUGGAGGGUUUUUGUACUUUGGUCAAGCUGUCAGUGGAGGAACAGACCUUACAGGGGAUGGCCUGAAGGAUAUUGCUGUUGGACAAAAAGGAAGGGUCCUGUUAUUGAGGUGAGAAUGAGGAGCAGGGAAAGCCUUGCUCUCCCCUCCCUGUUCUUAUUCUGUUUCCUCUGAACAGGAGAAAAAUCAUUUCCAUGGAUGCCCCAGUAAAGAAGUAAAUGUUAUAAGUAGAAGUACACAUUCUCCUUUAUUUCCUUGUUUAAAUUUAGUCCCUAUCUUAAUAAAGAGGCUCAGCACAGCUUACAGUUUUCAAUACACACAAAAGCUAUCAAAUGGCAGUGCAAAAACUGUGCAAAUGGCUGUAGGAAUAAUAAUUUUAAAAAUAUUAUUAAAUACAGCUAGAUGAAUGCUGUGAUUGCAGUGAGUACCAAAUUCAACACCUGCAAAAUUCAAAUGGUUGUUGCCAGUGCUAGUCCUACUUAGAGUAGACCCAUUGAGGUUAAUGGGCAUGUCUAACACUUUCCCCUAAUGUUACAGUUUUCCCCAACAUUAUUUGGUUGGAGAAUUGCAUCACAAAAUUCAGAGAAGUGCUGCAUUUUGAAGGAUAGCUAUGUUUUUCUUCCUGUACUGUUUUGGAAGGCAUGAAUUAAGUAAGUUGGUAUUAAAAUCCUAACCAAACUGAUUUUCCCCCCUAUCCCUACUGACAGGACACGUCCUGUUCUACAUGUGUCGGUCUCCAUUGAGUUCUUCCCACCUUUAAUCCCCACCUCAAACUUCCAGUGUCAGGAACAGGAAUCUCUCAAGGCUGAAGCCAGCAUGGCAAAAGUGUGCUUUACCGUUGCUAAAGCUAUUCAGGAUAAACUAGGUGAGGCCACAAUGCUUGCUCUGGCAUAGGCCUAUGUGGGACAUGGAGUGGGGUUGGGAAGUGGUAUAGCUCUCUUUGCGUAACCUGAACCAUCUUGGGUAAAGUCCUCUCCCUCGUGUACUUAUGUGUGAUGGGAGUUUUUGUCAUGAGAUGAAUUCAAGCAUCCCACCACAUUCAUCCAGAGGACUGUGCCACAUGCCUUUCUACACAUUGAAAAGGUUAAGAGAUGCCCAUCUCAGAUGUGCCUUUUCUCUGUCUUGGCAUAGCGUAGAAUUCUAGGUCUCAUCUUCCCUUGCUGGAAAGAUUCAAGAAAGAGUCUGACACCAACUCUAGGUAUUCCUCACCAGCCCCACUUUCAAGGUAGCUGCUCCUUGGCCUUCACAGUCAAGUCAGUUGGUGCUGAGUCCAUCCUUACCUGGAUGUCCUUAUCUGUAUGAAGAUCUAGGGUUGCCAGUGGCAGGAUGGGAAUUCUUGCCCUCUCCUCCCAAUGGGCAGAAUCUGUGCCUUUAAGACAGAAAUCAAUAAGUGAAGCUUUUCCCAGCAUGGAAUUUUAGUGCUGGGGAAAAUUUUAGUGCUGACUUUCACCUGCUUUUUUAAUAUACAAAACCUCUGUCCCAAAAAAAGGGGGGGGGAGCUGCUUUCCUCUGUAAUCUGCCCUUCCCCAGAUUCCUUGACAUGGGAAGAGACUUGUAUCCCGUACCUUGAGUGGGCGGCUGAGUGGGAGGAGGCAGGCAGACUCUAGAGGCACUGUGGUGCGCCGCGCCCCUGGGCACGCCGCCCCAGGCGCCCAAGCAGCUUCCUCCGCCACUGCUAGUGAGAGGUUGUAGCUUGUGAUAUUCCAAGGGCCAGAUACAGAGGCGUGGAGGGCCACAUUCUGCCCUCAGAUCUGAGCUUCACUGUUCCUGCCCUCCCAACUUCUUCCUCGUUUCUUUUCUCAUGCCAACCACAAUCCCUACCCUCUUAUUUCUCUUUCUCAGGUGAAAUCUCUAGUGACCUGUACUACACUUUGGCCCUAGACCACGAGAGAACAAAGAUUCGAGCCACCUUCAGCUCUAAAUCAGUCCUGACUACAAACAUUCAGAUAGGCCUUGAGAAUAAAUGCCAGAACCACCCAAUUGAGUUGCCUGUAAGUUUGGCCUUAUGUGCAGUGUUAAUUCCCUUAAAUAUCUGAGGUGCAAUAUUGGGGGGGGGGGUUCAGACCAUCCACUAUUUAGCUGUUUUGCAGGUGGGAUUCAGGUGCACCCUGGCAAAUUCAAGUUGCACAGUUAAAGUGGAUUUGGCACCCUUGCACAACAGACCUGAUUUUUUUAAAAAGGGUAGUAAUGGGAAAAUGUGAUGGAAAGUGUGGAAUAACACUUGUUUGAUGUGACAUCAUACAGUCUCCCUGCAAACGAGUUGGAAUGGAUUAUCCAUAAACAGCCAACGUCGUAUAAUCUUACCACAGACUUUGUGCAAACCAAUGAGGAUGGAUGCUCAAUAAACAGGUUGUCUGGAGAAAGUGUCUUAAAUUUGAGAGGCUCUGUCUUUCAUCUCCAAUCUAUAUGGGGAUUGUGAGUAGGGAGAGCAUUGUUGUACAUGGGUCCUGCUUGUGAGCUUCCCAUAGUCAUUUGACUGGCCCCUGUGAGAAGUUGGACUAGAUGAACCUGAUACAGCAGUUCUUCUGAUUUGUUUCACCACUAGAUGGGGAACAGAGCAUAGCAUUGUAAAUGUGGCCAAGAGCAUCCUAUACAGUCAUUCCUUAUUUCUUGGCAGACUCUGAUGGCUUGUAUCCAUUACUAUAUAAGCACAUAUCAGUGCAGUACUGAAAUUGCAUGUUUAUUUUCUGCUAGGGAGGCACACACUUUAUAAGUGCAUUGCUGGUGCAGUGUUCUGCUGGCUUGCAGGAAAGCCACACAGAAAAGUAAAGAUUUGAGAAAUCCGAAGCCACCAUGUUAUUUUCAGUUCUCUUCCUUUUUCAGAGGGGAAAAGGGCUGGUGGGGAAAUUGAAAUAUUUGUAGCAUCCCUUUGACUAUCUCGGAUACAUCACUUUGGUUCAGAAGCAAUAUGUAAAGUAGACCUUCCCUGAUAUUAUCAUGCAGUGAAAAGAGAAACUCACUUUUAGCAUACAGAAACUCUAUUUUUGUGCAGAGUGUAUACAUUCAGUAUGCAUUCCAAGGACAUCUCUUUCUGUGCUCCAAUCUUUUAGAUCUGCAUUGAGGAUACUCUGACGCCUGUCACUUUGCGGCUCAAUUUCAGCCUCGUAGGGAAGCCCAUCGCUAAAGCCCCCACACUACAGCCCAUCCUGAGCAAAGACUCAGAAAAGAACCACACAGCACUGGUGAGUACUUCAGCCCCAAGUCUUUUUAUUACAAAAUGAGAGCCAGCAACAUUAUAGCAGGAUUCCCAGUUAAGGAUGGGGAAGAAAUUCAGUUCUGUUUGCAUUGAAAGGCAAAUCUGCCUAAUUCACACUUUCUGAAACAAUUCAUGAAUGGAAACAUAGUCAUUCCUCAAAAUUCCACACUUCUCCAGAUUUUCCAGGUAGUUCUCCAGCCAUGUUUUGUCCCCCACCCCGAAAAAUGCAACUACUUGGGUAAAGGAAGCAUAAAAAUUCAUACAUUUGUGAAAAUAACAUACAAACCUGUGUUAUAUUAGGGGAAAUUGUUUGCAUUAAUUUGUAUAUUAGGAUAAAUUCACACUAAAUGCUGAUGAGUUUUCACAGGGACUUAAAAAAACAAACAGGCAAACUGAAGGGGAAAUAUGAACUGAACUUUUGACUGGAAAAAUGAGAAACUGAAAGACCAAUUUGCAUAUCCCUGCUCCUUGUUGAGUGAGCCCACUGUAUUAUGUUCCUCAUGGCGCCUUCCCCCUGCUUACUGCUCCCAGGUGCCACUGACACCCUCAUCUAGACAACCUUGUGGCCUUGAGCUAUUGUGUAAGCACAGUGGGGGGGCAUAUGGUUUGUCAUGUGUAAAUGAACAAUGUAAAAGAGGUGGUGAUUGUGGGAGUGAAACACAGGAGAGGGAAAGGCUUGGCUGGACUUGAGUAGAGGUCAUCCACCAAGGAACUGGGUUCCAUCAUUAGUAUUUGGUGCUUAAUUCUUCUCUCCACUAAAAAUUUCUGUGCCUACAAAAGUAAAAUGUGACCUGCAUGCUUUUACAGCUCCACUUUGAGAAAAAUUGUGGCACGGAUGGGAAAUGUGAAGACCGUUUAGAAGCUUCAUUUAAUUUCUCAGGGUAGGAAAAUAUUUGCUCUCUCUAUUUCUGUUUUGCCUCUCCAUUAUCUUCAAUAUAUCUAGUUUAUCUGGGCAUUAGGACUCCCAAAAAUAAAUUUCUCUGUCUCAUGGUUUUGUUACUGUGAUAGGGAUAUUCCCCCCCCCCCCAUAGUUCCAGGAUACACAGAUCUGCCAUUUCUCACCUACGAGUGGGUUAUUUCUCCAGUCAGUCACUAGAUUUAUAUUCUGCCUUACCAUUACCAGUGGGAUGCGGGUGGCGCUGUGGGUUAAACCACAGAGCCUAGGAUUUGCUGAUCAGAAGGUCGCCGGUUCGAAUCCCCGCGACGGGGUGAGCUCCUGUUGCUCAGUCCCUGCUCCUGCCAACCUAGCAGUUCGAAAGCAUAUCAAAGUGCAAGUAGAUAAAUAGCUACUGCUCUGGUGGGAAGGUAAACGGCAUUUCCGUGUGCUGCUCUGGUUCGCCAGAAGCAGCUUAGUCAUGCUGGCCACAUGACCUGGAAGCUGUACGUCAGCUCCCUCUGCCAAUAAAGCGAGAUGAGCACCGCAACCCCAGAGUCGGUCACGACUGGACCUAAUGGUCAGGGGUCCCUUUACCUUUACCAUUACCAGGUUGAUUUUACACAACUUUCACACCCACUUUCACAUUGGUAACUGGAGGCCUUGUACCCAGUAUUGCUCAGAAAUUCUAAGAAAAUAAAUCAGUGCCCAUGAAGUGGGGUGAGAUGAAGCAUUUAGUAUGUUUGCUCAAUAUUUGGUGUGUGCAAACAUUAAUGCAUGCCCUCUUAUUGUAUUGGUUAUAUUUUUGUUGUUCAAAUUGAGUGGACUACAUAGGAGAAUUGCCUCCAGACUGUCAGUAUUUUGUGGGAGGAGUUCAAGCACAUACUGGAUAGAAAUUGAGAUUGGUGCAAUUAAUGUCGAUUAAAACGCUCUGGUACAACAAAUCUACUUAACAUCCCCCCAACCCCCCCCCCCCCAUGCAGUUAGGAAAGAGAUGGGGAAAUGCACUAUUAAAGUGUGGGUAAAACAAAUUAUUAGUGGGAAGACAGAUAGACACCCCACAAACAAGUCAGGGAUGAAUUCAGAAUCAGUGCUCAUUGUUGUAUAGCCUCCCUACAAACACUGGGUUUUCAGGGUCGUUAGGAGGAGUCUAAAUCUCUUGGAUAUUUGAAAAUCUCUAUGUAUCUGAGACCUCUAAUCCUGCACACAUCCCUCUUUUCUACACACAGCUUGGACAUUGUAGUUGUAGGUCUGACUGGUGAGUUCAAUGUAACAGCUUCCAUCCAGAAUCAUGGAGAGGACUCUUACAGCACCACACUGGGCUUUUUCUACCCUGCAGGGUUAUCCUACCGCAAGGUCACUUUACCACAGGUGAGUGGAGCAGUAGGGAUGCAGGCAUGGGGAAGAGCAGGAACAGUGAGCAGGUGGAGGGAUGGGGGCUGCUUGGGAAUUAUUGUCUGGAUCCAUUCAUAAACAAUGAAUGCCCCAUCCUCUCUCAGCUCAGCAGGAGGGUCGUGAGUGUUAAGUGCCAUUCAGUUACUGCGUCUGAAGAAGAUGUCAGCAGGAACACCACCUGCAAUAUCAAUCACCCAAUUUUCUACAGUAAAGCAAAGGUAUAUUAUAUUCUUUGAAUUCAAUGCCACAAGAUGUGUUCAUAAGCACUACCUUAAGGCUAACUGUCACAUUGAGAGAAACAAACAAAAACAAAACAGGUGUCCUUCUGGAAUUGUAGCAUUUCAGAGGACAUUGCAUGAUUAAAUGCUCCCUCUAAGCUCAACUGCCUGUGGAAAGUUAGCAUGUUAAGGAAAAGGGUUGUUGCCUAACCCCCUGUCAGCGGACAAAUGCUGAGUCCCUCAGCCUGAAAGCGGAGUUGAGCACCACACCUCAUAGUCGAAUUUGACUGGGCUUAACCGCCCAGGGGUCCUUUACCGUUACCUGAUGCACUAGUCUAUGUGCAGGGAGUUGUUGUUUUUGUGUUCAGUGUGGAAAGAACGGCCUGAUUCUCUUAAAAGAGAGAUUGAAAUGUCAUUGAAGAUGAUUUUAAUAAUUGCCCCCCCCAAAAAAAUAAGGGAAAAAGAAGUAUUUUUAACACAAUAUUGCUACCCUUCCGACAAACCCUCCAACCUGCAAAUCAGAUCCAAUAAAUAAAACUUACUGCUGCUUUGCAAAAAAAGUAGAGGCAAAUGAAGGACAUAGAACAGCAUGAGUGGUACGCUGAGACAUAGGUUCAAUAUUCAGCAUAUAUUUUUAUUAUUAUUGUGGUGGUGGUGGUUGUUAUUGGUAUAUUCCACCUUUUAUCUCUAAAGAGGUCAAGGUGCCAUGCACACUUCUCCCCUUCUUGAUUUUAUCCUCACAACAAUCCUGUGAAGUAGUUUAGGCUGGAAGAACAGUGGUUGACCAGUGGGCUUCAUAGAUGAGUGGGGAUUUGACCCCUGGUCUGUCAGGUCCUAGUCCAGCACUCUAACCACUACACCAUGCAGCAGAAUAGGGGGAAUAAAUCUCCCCCUCAGAAGCUGCUGCCAGCCAGAGUAGGCAAGAUUAGCCUAGAUGUGUCGGUGGUCUCAAGCAGGUUCAUGUGUUACAGGCAGUCCAGGUAUAGACUACCUUCUCUAAGGAAAGCCCUCCAUACAUAAAAACCUUCACAUGUAGAAAUAAGAAAUCAUAUCAUAUGUUGGUGUAUUGCAGGUUAUCUUCAUUGCCACAUUUGACGUCUCCCCAGAUGUUGAUCUAGGGGACACUCUUCGGAUCAUGGCCAGUGCCAACAGGUGAUGUUCACAGUUUUGCAGCUUUAUGUGGCCUAAUGUGGACCCCAUGUUUCUUAUAAUGUAAAGGGCAUGUUGGGUUUGGAGGGGAGAGAAGUGUGAAACAGAUCUGGCUGCAUUGUGACAGGGCAGUGGUGCUUGAUGUAGUACAUGAUGGAAACACUAAUAUGAAGCAGAGCAUGAUGGAAUAGUGCAUGAUGUUCAAGCCCUUAAACAAAAAACUAACAUAUCUGUUCUCUUCCAUUUGCCCAGUGACAAUGGUGGCAACAUCACCAAGGAUAUGGUUCAUGAAGCGGAGUUGCCUGUCAAAUAUGCUGUGUAUAUCAUUGUCACAGCGUAAGUAACUAUGGAUGUUUCAGGGGUAAAGCGGUGCCUGUAGAGUGCCCUCUAAUAGAGCUAACCCUGAUUCCUACUCACAAGGAUAUUACCUCUGAGAUAUCCCUUUCCCAUCACCAUCCUAGCCUGGUCUUCCUAGCUUUUCUCACGGAUGUUCAUUUCUCUUUCAUCUUCACAGCAUUGAGGAGUCAACCAAGUACAUUAAUUUCACAGCUGGCCAAGAGGAUGCAAGCAAGAACAUGGAACAUCGAUAUGAGGUGAAGGGCAAAGGGGAUGGCAAAGGGUGGCUGGUGGUUGGUAGGAAGAGGAAAAUGGUACAGGCAAGGAGAGAAUAAUAAGGGAAUGAUGGGCAAGAAUGAGGUCUCAACAAAAGCUUUAAAAGUGAGGUUACUUGAAACCAGGAUUUCUGUAGACUUAUAUUAGUUUUAUAUUCGUUUAGCUUGCCAUAAUAAUCCAGGGCAUUGUAGUUUGAGGUGCUUCUGGCCUGUCACUAUUUUUGAGUGAGAUUCAGUCAUAUACUGGCAAAUUCAAGUUGCUUAAUGAAAGUUGAUUUGGGGUUCUUGUGCAACAAACCUGCUUCUUCCCCAAAUCAGACUUGGUGCAAACCAGUCAGGACGAAUGCUAACUAGACAGGCUACCUGGAAAUGACUUUGGUUGGGGUACUGAGAAUUCCUUGCAGAAGAAGCUGCUUGGAAAAGGGCACUGGGCCCUCUCACCUGUCGGCCAUAUGCUUAAUUAGUUUUCUAACAGCUAAUUAAGCUUUAACCCUACCCCCAAACUAAUUUGGGACUAGAUCUGGUGUGGUCCAUGGGUUGACCCAGGGUGGCUGUGCCUGAUGGGGACACAGGGAGAAUGGGAGGGAGCUGGGCACUGCCCGGGUUUCAAAUGGUACUGAGUGGGGUGGAAGAAGACAUCCAGGACCCAUGGUGUGUUCUGUCUGCCUUGAACAGUGUCUAUUUCACUUUCAGGUGAAAAAUCUCCGUCAACGAAAUGUCCCCAUCUCUGUGACAUUUCAGAUCCCUGUAAAACUGAAAGGGAUCCAGGUGUGGAAUGUGUCUCAGGUUGUCUCUUCCCAGGUAUAAUUAUCUGCUCAUUCUCUAACCACCCCAAUGUAUAAUACCCCUAAUCUCUAAUGAAGUGCCUCUGCUCACCUAUUUAUCUUGUUGGGGAAAUAGGUAAAGCAUGCCAUGUCCUACUCCCAGCCUGCCAGAUGUGGGGCUGGCUUGAACCUAGGACCUCCAAGAAGGAAGGUUGAUUAUUUAAACUGUCUCUUUUCCCACAUUCUCAGUUUGCCAAGUGUGUCUUGGAGAAAGAAAGUGCUGGCAACAAAGAUUUCCCAGUGACAAAGGACCUCCCCCUUCUGGUGAGUUUAGCAUACUGCAGCCUCUCCCCAGGAUCACCUACAUCCGUUGUAUAUAAAAGAACACAAGAAGAGCCCUGCCAGAUCAGAUCACUGGCCCCUUCCAUCCAGCUAAUACCUGUUCUCAAAGUAGCCAGCUAAUGCCUGUGGGAAGCCCAAAAGCAGGACUUGAAGCUCCUAGCUAUCUAGAGCUAGUGUGAUGUUGUGUUUAGAUGGGUUUAACUAGGGCUAGGGAAGUCUGUAUUCAGAUCCUCACUCAGCCAUGAAACAUUCUGAAUGAUCUUGGGCCAGCUACUCUCUUUCAGUCUAACCUGCCUCACAGAACUGUUGGGAUGAUAACAGGAGUGGAGAGACAACUCCUUGGAGGAAGAAUGGGAUUAAAGAAGCAUAUUAUAAUAACAGCAGAGACCAUCCUCGGAACUAUGGUGGCUAGAAACUUCUUUAAUAAAAAGAAAGUAGAUGUUUUCAGGAUGUUGAAUUGCCAUGCUGCAUGCUGGCUGAAGAUAUCUCUGCUCAGCAGUGACUUUUCCCUUUGGCCUUGCUCACCCCAGCUUAUCUUUCCACCUCUCUCAGGACUGCUCUGUAGCCUCCUGCAAGAUAAUCCGUUGUGACAUUUUGUCACUGAAGACACGGGAGCCGCUGGAAUUCAGGAUCAAGGGGGAUGUCGGUUUCCAGUGGGCAUCUCAGGUAUAGAGGUUGCCAUUGAUGGGUAUUAUAUUGAGGUUUUUUUUUUUUUAAACAACAACAACAAAACCAAAUUUUUUUGUGACCUGCAAAAUGUUAAUUUGCUCUGCUGGUCAGCAACUUGUCAGUGCCUGACAAGGGAUUCCCCUCUCUCAGAAGGAAUUGCUCUCUCUUCCCCAGAUCCAGCAGAAGAAAGUUGUCUUGGUGAGCAUGGCCCAGAUUUCCUAUGAUGAGAAAAAAUACACACAGAAGGAAGGCUUUGCACAGGCCCAGGUAAUGGGGGGAAGGGGCAGUGGUGCACUUAGUUGAUUUUAGGACUCCCUCAGAUAACCUGCUUAUUCAUCCUUCAUUCUGAUUUGCUUGCACAAAGCUUAUGCAGUGGUUAGGCACUGAACAGUUUAGAGUUAGACAGUGGUUUUACCGAACAUUUGUGGUAUGGCAAGUAUUCAUUCUGCAUUGAUCCAGAUUUGCUUUUGGAGUGUUUAUGCAUCUUCCCAGUAAUCAGUUGUUUGCCCAACACUUUCCAAUGCAGUUCCCUAUCACUUUCCAAACCACAAAAAGUCCAAUAUUUUUUUGAAGUGGACAAAACCCUUUGAUCCACUUCAAUUGUGCAAACCUUACAUUUUGGUAUGUGUUUCAAUCCCUCCUGCAAAAUACUGGCAGUCUUUAGGCACCUUUAGACUCUGAACUAUAAGGAUAUGAUGCUGCUUUCAGGGCAGCGGGAGCAGCAGCCUCACCCAGUGCUUAUAGCUGAGGCCUAACUCCUGGGUUUUUCUGCCAGAGAUGUCUACCGUUGCACUAAGGGAGGGAGGGAGCAAGAGCAGAAAACUGAUAUAAAGAUGAUAUAUAAUGAAAUGAAAAAGGUAUUUAAAUAUACCUUCUUGAAGAAACCAGAGGCCUUCCUCCUGGGCAUAGUCGGCCAAUUGGUGCCAAAGGACAGAGCUUUCUUUAUGUAUGCCACAACAGCAGCAAGAAUACUUAUUGCAAAGUACUGGAAGACACAAGAUUUACCCACUCUGGAAGAAUGGCAGAUGAAGGUGAUGGACUAUAUGGAACUGGCGGAAAUGACUGGCAGAAUCCAAGAUCAGGGAGAAGAGUCGGUGGAAGAAGAUUGGAAGAAAUUUAAAGACUAUUUACAGAAAUACUGCAAAAUUAAUGAAUGUUAGAAUGAAGUUAAGUGGUUUUAGCAGCAAUGUUAUAAAGAUGUAUGUAAAAAUGGAUUGUUAACAGGUGAGAAUCUAAAGUUAUAAUAUAUUAAGUUUAAGGAUUAAGAUAAAAACAAAGAGGGAAAGGAAUUGCUGAAUUAACUAAUUGAACUGGAAUACAAAAAAGGGAGGUGAGAGGAGGUCAGGGAAGCAAGGAAAUGAAAUGUAAGAUAUGAAAGACUGAUUUGUUUUUAAGUGUUUUUUAUCUUUUUUUUGUAUUUUGUAUUUUGUAUUUUUUCUCUUUUUUAUUUCUUUCUUCUUUUUUCUUUUCUUGUUAUCUAUGUAAUCUUUCUUUUCUUUUGAAACCUUAAUAAAUAUCAUUAAAAAAAAAAAACAAGAGCAGAAAACUGGCAGCUGGACCUCUGGCCUCCCACUCACCCCAGCACUUGGGUUAGAGGAUGACAUCAGGAUGUCUUAGUUAGUCUGGUUCUGUUCACUUUCUUCCCACCCAGGUGCAGACCAUGGUGGAACGAAUAGAGCUCUACAACUACCUGCCUGCGAUCAUUGGCAGUGCCAUUGCGGGGCUUGUCCUUCUUGCUGUCAUUGCUGCAGUCCUCUACAAGGUGAGGCAGAGUUGCAGGGGGAAUCUAAUGAAAAGCGAAGGAGGGCUUAAUCCAGAUGUGGGGAAGGUUUGUAAGGCUUCUGAAUUUGGUCUGUGAGGCCAUUUUUGGCAAACCACACCCACCUGACAUAAGAUGUCAGGUUCACAUAUGUGUCAUAUUUAUUUGUUUAUACUGCAAUUUCAUUAAAAAAAAUUGAGGUGGUUUACAAUGUGUGUGUGUAUGUACACACACUUUUAAAAAAGGAAAACCACAGGUCAUCAACUAACUUUUACAGAAUAUGUUUUUCUUAAUUGUCUGCAUAAGCCUGGUGGCAAAGAAAAGUAUUCAGCAAAUCUUUAAAGGUUAAUAUAGAAGGUGCCUGUCAAAUUUCUACUGGGCUGGGCUGAUGACACUACUCAAUUUAACACUGAAUCAGGUGAGCCUCACCAGCUUGGGGGACAAACAAUGUGGCAACCAGCAAUGUGGUGCCCACAGGCAUCUACAGAAGCCUUCCCUAAUUCCAAAAUGAUCUGCUAUGCCUGCCCACCCCCACUGAAAUUAGGCUUAAAAGCAGCAGUUUAGUAUAGCCAAUAGAGUAGAUUGUGGUGUGUGUGUGUGUGUGCAGCCCAUGACAGUUUCUUUCAUUUGUAAAGGUCCCAAAAGGCUGGUGAUGCCUGCGUUUCUGUUUGUGAAGUGACAACAGAAAGCAUGUGCUUCUUGAGCAUGUUCAGAGUGCUUUCCUCUCCUCACUGGGGUAAUCCUAGGUGGGUGGGAGGCAAAUGGCUUCUGCUGCAAUCAAAGGGUAUGAUUUCCAUGCCAUAAUCUCAGAAAUAAAGCACUAUAUUUCUAGAAGAGUGAAAUGUAACAUUAUUAUUCUUUUUCACUUGCUCCCUGCUCCUUUCUUUCCUUCUAGGUUGGGUUCUUCAAGCGCCAAUAUAAGCAGAUGCUUACUGAGGCUGGGGCUGGUGAUGAAGCUGCAGAUCCCACCUCACAACCCACCCCUCAAGACCUAGACACCUCUCCUCCCAGCAAAGAAACUGUCUACUAAUAAACCUCCUGUUCCUCUGCGGCUUUUCAAUACUCUGGGGAAGGUAACCCUCAAAAGCCCAUUUUAAGGACAUAAGAAGAGCCUUCCAGGACCUGACCAAAUGUCUAGUUUCCCACAGUGGUCAUCCAGAUGCUUCUGAGACAAACAGGUCUUGGAGGCAAUAGAUUUCCCCCCAUUGUUGCUCCCUAGUGACUGGGAUUCAGAGGAUCCAUUGCAGCUCUUUGAUAGCCUUAUUUCCUGUGAAACCUCCCCCUCCUUUAAAAGACAUCUAAGCUCUUGACAAUCAUCAUGUAUUGUGACAUUUCUCCUUAACCAAAGAGAUUCUUCUUUUACCCCUUCAGCAGACUGGAUACAAAAAAGGACCACAGUAUUACAGUUUAUCCCCAGCAUAAUGUGCCACAUUUCUAGCUCAAAUUUACAUCUAAUUCUGUGGGCUGAUAGAAUUGGAAGGCGACUUCAAUUGUGCUGCAAAAAUGUCAUUGAGGAUGUCAAACUAGGAUUCUCUCGAACAAUUUUUCAUCCAAAGCCUAUUGAAAGGGGAGUAAUGGAGUCUUCAGUGUCCUUGAUAGCAUGUUUUCAUUUAGGCAGUACAAUGAUUAAGGGAAUUGAAAGCAGUGGUUGUAUUUGAAGCUGAGAAAUAUUAUGCUGGUACUGUGGGUUUUUGAGGGGAAAAGUAAGAGAUAGUGGUGUGGUCAAUUAGAGUUCGGGGAGAAACUUGGUUUGGUUUGCUGUUUCAUGUGAACCUACCAUAUUUUUCGCCCUAUAGGACGCACUUUUUCCCCUCCGAAAAUGAAGGGGGAAAGUGUGUGCAUCCUAUGGGGCGAAUGCAGGCUUUCGCUGAAGCCUGGAGAGCGAGAGGGGUU
Molecule: messenger RNA, 32187 nt
Organism: Podarcis lilfordi (Lilford's wall lizard)
Lineage: Eukaryota; Metazoa; Chordata; Lepidosauria; Squamata; Lacertidae
Source: the annotation of a GenBank genome assembly